GUAGCUCUUCUUUUGGUUGCAGAUGGUGAGGGAUUGGUUAGUACUCAAAAUGUCUCCGAAAAGGCGAUUUAGUCGACUGAUGAAGUUAUUUGGCCACGGUAACUUCUGGUGCAUGACCUACCUCGACGAACUGCACAACAUGAAAACAGAAGGCACAAUCGUGAAGGAAUUUGAAGAUGCAGGGGCUGUAGUUCAAGUAACUCUCCGGGUGGUUCCAAGUAGAGUCAACACCUUCGUACCAUUAAGGGUUCUUACAGGUCCCUUCAUGCCUACCAUCCUGGAUCCUAUAGCUCUGACAAACAUGCAGGGCAUUGUCACAAGUAACCAUGAUUCAUCUAGUGAUAUCUUCCUGGCUGAGAUGGCUACCCACCGUUUGGUCAAUGAAAACAAAACACAGGAUCCACAAGUAUUGGAGGUAGAGGUGUACCAUUCCCGCAACUUGAUGAUGUCUGCCGUCCAUCUCUACGCUGAAAGUGCCUCCUCGGGGCGUUGCUUGGUGGCCCUGGCCCAUACUCUUGAUGCAAAUACUCUGCCUUCCCCAGCUACUCUCAAGUGCAAAACUCCAAAUAAUAUGGUUAACAAUGUUGCCAUGUGUGAUAUCAAUGCUGGAGAACGAGCAAUGAUAAUCAAAACAGCCAAUGGAGACUGGGCACUCCUGGUGGCUUAUUGGGAAGGACUGAAGAGAGGGACUCCAGGCUCAUUGUCAAAACGUGGUGUUCCUGGGUGCCCGGGUCACCUGGUGGUACGUAUCCACUGCCCACCCGCGGCACCAGCAAGAAUCAUUACCCUGCCAUAUGACCAGCAGGUCUACACUCAUAACAUUCAGGACCUUUAUAUAGACAUGCAAGAUGGACUUUUCAAGGUGAGUGGGAACACAAAGAAUUGGGUGGAGAAUGUGGCACUGGGACUAAGUGUAACUGUACUACACAUUCUUUGCCAACCACGGCACAUGCCAGAUACAGUCGACGGCCUAUCUAACAAGUAUAUCGACCCCUUGAUGCUUCCUCGACGAAUACCAGUGGAGAACCUCAAGUUGAUAGCAGCCCUUGGGUUCUUUUGUGCUGCAGCUCCCACUAAUGCAUUCCACAGAAGUAACGAUCCACAUGGUACUUCUACUGUGUGUACUUUAGGUGUUGUAACUACAAACAUUGGAGGCGGAUGUGGUUCUUGUGGUGGCUGUGGUGGUUGUGGGGGUGGCUAUUAUGCUACAUUUGGUGAAGCAAGCUGUGGGGGUUGGGGUGGUGGUGGUGAAGGUGGUGGAGUAGGGGUAAGUGGGGGUGGUGUUGGAGAUGGUGAUGGAGGAAUGGAUCCAUUUGUUUGUAUGCUUGCAUCAGUUGCAGGUGUUGAUGGUGGAGGGGAGCAAAGAAAGACUGAACUUGUAAUUGAGAUCUUUCAUGUUUCUGCUGAGCUACUGAUAAAUGAUUGA
This is a messenger RNA of Homarus americanus (American lobster), 1426 nucleotides long. RefSeq lists its product as uncharacterized. The record is from RefSeq and is a predicted model, not a curated record. NCBI's taxonomy places the organism in Eukaryota, Metazoa, Arthropoda, Malacostraca, Decapoda, Nephropidae. Bases 23 to 1426 code for a protein of 467 amino acids. The transcript has 7 exons.